UAAAGAAAAAACUCUAAUUGUCACCAUGCCUGAAACCUUCUCAAAACUACUACCCUGCACUUUCUUCUUCCUCUUUACUCUGCUCUUCCUCUCAAUCAAUCUUGCCUCUGCAAAAUCUAAUGGCUUCUCGAACGUUUUGUCUCCCAAAAAGCUUGGCCUCGAGCGAGAGAAGCUCGGCCACCUUCACUUCUACUUCCACGACAUAGUCAGCGGGCGCAAUCCCACAGCUAUCCGAGUCGCCAGCGCCGCCAUGACCAACAAAUCCGAGACCAUCUUCGGUGCUGUCGUGAUGGUUGAUGACCCUUUGACGGAGGCACCCGAGCGGAACUCCAAGCUUGUGGGAAAAGCGCAAGGGAUUUACACAUCCGCAGCUCAAGACGAAGUUGGUUUAUUAAUGGUGAUGAACUUGGCCUUCAUGGAAGGCAAAUAUAACGGCAGUUCCCUUAGUCUUUUGGGGUGCAACUGCGUGUUUUCGACGGUGAGGGAGAUGGAGAUGCCUAUCGUCGGCGGUAGCGGCCUUUUCCGGUUUGUCCGUGGAUAUGCUCAGACUAAGACUCAUACAUUCGAUCUUAAAACUGGGUACGCUGUGGUGGAGUACAACAUCUAUGUCUUCCAUUAUUGACGUGAUGAAUGGCUUUAGAUUUUAUGGUCUAUUUUCCUUCGUUUGUAUUCUUCUUUUGGCUUUUAUUAAUCUGCUUUGGACCACUUUUAUGUUUAUUGAUUUUCCAAUAAACUCAUCGCAUUAUUAC
Hibiscus syriacus is the source of this 749-nucleotide messenger RNA. Its product is annotated as dirigent protein 22-like. The transcript has 2 exons. The record is from RefSeq and is a predicted model, not a curated record. NCBI's taxonomy places the organism in Eukaryota, Viridiplantae, Streptophyta, Magnoliopsida, Malvales, Malvaceae. Bases 26 to 622 code for a protein of 198 amino acids.